Molecule: messenger RNA, 4668 nt
Organism: Mus musculus (house mouse)
Lineage: Eukaryota; Metazoa; Chordata; Mammalia; Rodentia; Muridae
Gene: Pcdhga6
Product: protocadherin gamma subfamily A, 6
Exons: 4
Coding region: 129-2927 (932 amino acids)
Biological process (GO): cell adhesion; homophilic cell-cell adhesion
Cellular component (GO): membrane; plasma membrane
Molecular function (GO): calcium ion binding
Source: RefSeq, marked validated
AUUCUGAACUGGCUCUCAACUGGUCUAUGUUCGUUUAAGGACCUUGACCUCUAAUUCUGUGGAUUACCAAGUGGGCUGGGGCUGUUUUUCCCACCAGCAAUCGCUGGGAAGUCUUUAAAAAGCCAGUCAUGGCGGCUCUGCAGAGGCGCCCGCCCUGCUGCGAGUUGCUCCUGCUUCUCAAUCUCCUGUGGUGGUUGUGGGGCUCAGAAGCUGGGCAGCUCCGCUACUCUAUUCCCGAGGAAGUGGAGAAAGGCUCCUUCGUGGGCAGCAUCGCCAAAGACCUGGGGCUGCAGCCCCGCGAGCUGGCAGAGCGCGGGAUUCGCAUCAUCUCCAGAGGUAGGUCGCAGCUUUUCUCCCUAAACCAGCGAAGCGGCAGCUUGGUCACCGCGGGCAGGAUAGACCGGGAGGAGCUGUGCGCCCAGAGCGCGCCCUGUCUUGUGAGCUUUAACAUCCUUAUAGAAGAUAAAUUAAAUCUUUAUCCUGUGGAAGUAGAAAUAGUGGACAUUAAUGACAAUGCACCCAGAUUCUUAAAGGAAGAAAUGGAAUUGAAGAUUCUUGAAAAUGCAGCUCUAUCCUCUCAUUUUCUACUAAUGGGUGUCUAUGACCCCGAUGUGGGAGUGAACUCCAUUCAGGGCUUCAAGCUCAGCGGUAGUAGUCACUUCUCAGUACAUGUGCAAAGCCAAGACCAUGGGCCCAAAUACCCGGAGCUGGUGUUGGAGCACAGCCUGGACAGGGAAGAGGAAGCCGUUCACCACUUGGUCCUUGUUGCCAUGGAUGGUGGUGACCCUGUCCGAACAGGCAUGGCGCGAAUUCUUGUAACUGUCGUAGAUGUGAACGACAAUGCUCCAGUAUUUACUCAGCCUAUCUAUCGUGUGAGUGUCCCUGAAAACCUGCCUGUGGGUACACGAGUGUUAACAGUUAACGCCACCGACCAGGAUGAAGGAAUCCAUGCAGAAAUAACAUAUUCCUUUGUGAGGAUCACAGAAGAAAUCUCGCAGAUUUUCUGCUUGAAUCCUUUAACUGGGGAAAUUUCCACUUCCGAAACUCUAGACUAUGAGGAUUCAAGAUUUUAUGAGCUGGAUGUUGAAGCCCGAGAUCAAUCAGAUCUUCAAGACCGAGCAAAAGUUUUAAUAACCAUCUUGGACAUGAACGACAAUGCACCGGAAGUAGUGGUUACAUCUGGUAGCAGAGCAAUUGCUGAAAACUCACCUUCAGGGACCGUAAUUGCUCUUUUUCAAGUCUAUGAUAAAGACUCUGAACGGAAUGGCCUGGUAAUAUGCUCCAUAUCAGAAAGUCUCCCAUUUAAAUUGGAAGAGUCAUUAGACAAUUAUUUUCGGUUAGUGACAAAUACAGAACUGGAUCGCGAACAGGUAUCUUCGUAUAACAUCACUGUGACAGCCACUGACAGAGGAACACCACCUCUGUCAACAAAAAUAUUCAUUUCCUUAGAUGUGGCAGACAUUAAUGACAACCCACCUGUUUUUUCCCGUUCAUCCUACUCUGUCUAUGUCUCUGAGAAUAACCCUAAGGGCGUCUCCAUCUUCUCUUUGAAUGCAGUGGACCCUGACAGUGAAGAAAAUGCAGAAAUUAUUUACUCUCUGGCCAAAGAAACCCUUCAGGGAACACCUCUAUCCUCCUUCCUCUCCAUCAACUCCAUCACUGGUGUCCUGUAUGCACUGUGUUCCUUUGACUAUGAGCAGUUUAGAGAACUGAAUCUACUGGUGACAGCCAGUGACAGAGGGAAACCCCCACUUAGCAGCAAUGUGUCACUUAACCUGUUUGUGCUGGACCAGAAUGACAAUGUACCUGAGAUUCUGUACCCUGUUCUCCCCACGGAUGGUUCUACUGGUGUGGAGCUGGCCCCCCGCUCUGCAGAACCUGGAUAUCUAGUGACCAAAGUGGUGGCAGUGGACAAAGACUCAGGUCAGAAUGCCUGGCUGUCCUACCGCCUGAUCAAGGCCAGUGAGCCAGGGCUCUUCUCAGUGGGACUACACACAGGUGAGAUCCGCACAGCAAGGGUCCUGCUGGACAGAGAUGCUCUCAAGCAGAGCCUGGUGGUGGCUGUGCAGGACCAUGGCCAGCCGCCUCUCUCAGCUACUGUUACACUUACUGUGGCUGUGGCCAGCAGCAUUCCUGACAUCCUGGCUGACUUGGGCAGCCUUGACCUUCCACACAAGUCUGAAGAUUCAAGCCUUACAAUCUACCUGGUGGUGGCGGUGGCCACUGUUUCGUGCAUCUUCUUUGCUUUUGUCAUGGGGCUGCUGGUGCUCAGGCUGUGGCACUGGCACAAGUCAAGAUUGCUGAAGGCCACAAGGAAAGGUGUGUCAAAUAUGUCCACUUCACAUUUCGUGGGUAUUGAUGGGGUGCAGGCUUUUCUACAGACCUAUUCCCAUGAGGUCUCCCUCACAGCAGACUCCAGGAAGAGCCAUCUGAUCUUCCCCCAGCCCAACUAUGCCCACACACUCAUCAGUCAGGAGGGCUGUGAGAAAAAUGAGCCUUUAUUGAUACAGGAAGACUCGGCUUUUUGCAAAGAGGAAGACUCUCUUGAUCAGCAAGCCCCGCCCAACACUGACUGGCGUUUCUCUCAAGCCCAGAGACCCGGCACGAGCGGAUCCCAAAAUGGUGAUGAAACUGGCACCUGGCCCAACAACCAGUUUGAUACAGAGAUGCUGCAAGCCAUGAUCUUGGCCUCUGCCAGCGAAGCUGCUGAUGGGAGCUCUACCCUGGGAGGGGGCGCUGGCACCAUGGGUCUGAGCGCUCGAUACGGACCCCAGUUUACCCUGCAGCACGUGCCUGACUACCGCCAGAACGUGUACAUCCCUGGCAGCAAUGCCACGCUGACCAAUGCCGCUGGCAAACGAGAUGGCAAGGCUCCAGCAGGUGGUAAUGGCAACAAGAAGAAAUCGGGCAAGAAAGAGAAGAAGUAAUAUGGAGGCCAGGCCUUGAACCACAAGGCAGCCUCCCUCCCCAGCCAGUCCAGCUCGUCCUUACUUGUACCCAGGCCUCAGAAUUUCAGGGCUCACCCCAGGAUACUGGUAGGAGCCAGGGCCAUGCUCCCCGUUGGGAAACAGAAACACGUGCCCAAGCCAACACCCCCUCUCUAUACCCUAGGGAGUUGAAUAUGCAAAGAGAGUUCUGCUGGGACCCCCCUAUUCAAUCAGUGAUUGUACCCACAUGGGUAGCAGGGUUUGUGUGUGUGGACAUACACACACACACACACACACACACACACAAACCAUGCCACACUCCCUUAGUUACAGCUGAACUCCUCCAUCUUCCAACCCAGGCAGGCUUAUCCAUCUCCUGCCGCCCUCUCCCCACCCCACCCACUCCUUCAGUCCCUCUCUUUGAGCAAGGUAGCUGGGCUGUUGGGGUGACCGGUGAGCUAAGCCGGCUCCUAGUUCUGAACGGUAGGGAGAGUAUUACAAUCUUUUGGCCUCUCCUUCAGUUCAGCUUUCCCCCAAAGCAUGGUUUGGUACCAGUCUUCUCUUUUCCUUCCAGAGCCUGAGACCAAUGCUUAAGUUUUGGGGGAACAGGCACCCUCCCUCUGGUACUGAUGAUGCUUGCUGGAUUUUGGGAAGGCAUUUUGCUACUAAGCCUCUUUUCAAUGCCUGGGGACAACUAGUCUUUUGUUUUUCAUUGUUUGAUGUUCCCACUGCAUGCUGUGACUUCCCUACACCUCAAAGAAGAGACUCCUUUGCAUGUCUGGAGACAGUAGGGGGUGGUAAACUAAAGGGAAGUUGAGAGUGUAUACUGCUGGGAGUGGGGCAGUGGACAAAACAGCCUGUUAAUAGGGUCUUGCAAGGGGCUCUGUAUGUACCCAGGGGACUGGCUCAAUCCUCACAUUCUAGCCAUAGACAAACACCAGGCCAGACCCCUCCAUUCUGGUUCAGCCUGGGCAGCUUGGGCUGAGCCACCAGGACCAAUGGAUUUAAGCUGACAUUUCAGUCCAAGACGACGACUUCUAAGUGAGUUUAAGACCAGAGAGGAAAGAGGGGCCUCUGUGGGUGCUGGGUACUCCAGAGGUGCCCUUGGUGGGAGGACCAGUGGUCUUAGCAGGAAGGGGGGCCCAGCAAGGUCAUUCUUGGACCCUGGGUCUAGUCCAGUAGCUAGAAAAAGGGACCAAGUGGCCAUAAAGUCCCAGCCAAUGAUGGGGCUUUUCCAGUGGGCCCCUGUAGACCUCAAGCCCCUGGCCUCCACCUUACCAGGUGCCAUUUCUUCUCAGAAGGCCACUGCCCAGGCCCCCAGGCCGCCCCCUUGUGGCCAGAGAACGGUUAAAGCCCCCCAGUGCCUCCUUGUGCAUAGAACUUCCUCUGCCCUAGCCCUUACAGUAGUGUAGAAGAUCCCCCUCCCCCGCUGGUGUAGAAUAGCCAAUAGUAUAGUGUGGUGUGCUUUUACGUGAUGGCGAGUGGGCAGCGGGCGGUGGGCUGUACACAGCCGUCUGUCCUUUGAAUCUCAAUCUGCCUGCGCGGCCCGUGCUGUGUUUUGUGCUGUGUCCACACGCUGCGGCGACCCCUCCCUGUACUGACUUCUCUAUAAAAAGCUUCUCUUCGCAUAGUCACGUAGCUCCUGCCCAUCCCCCUUCCGAUAUCUCUCGCAAGUUUUAUACUCUAAUAUUUAUAUGGCUUUUUUCUUCGAAAAUUAAAAAUAAAAAAAUGGUUUCUUCUG